Messenger RNA from Folsomia candida, 848 nucleotides. RefSeq lists its product as uncharacterized. The transcript has 5 exons. NCBI's taxonomy places the organism in Eukaryota, Metazoa, Arthropoda, Collembola, Entomobryomorpha, Isotomidae. Bases 103 to 687 code for a protein of 194 amino acids. The record is from RefSeq and is a predicted model, not a curated record.
CCAAAUCUCUCCAGUCGUGCGAAGUAUCCGUCUGAGACAGGAGGCUCAGUUUUUUUCAUAAUCUUGGAGGCAGCUUUCAAUUUCCGUUAGCACAUCAAGGACAUGGAAAUGUCAGUUUUUAGCGGGGUAGAAGAAGGCAGAGGAAUGGGUGAUCUAAUUUCGUUGGAAAACGGCGUCUACGUCAUCGCCGCUUUAAAUGUGGUGGCGCAUUUCAUCGUUCUGGUCUCCAUUUUCGCAUAUGUUGCCAGCAUCGUAAGUGGAUAUGGGGAUUUGGCUUGCAGCGCUUUCAAGGCAGAUGAAAAGAAAACCUGUGAAGAAAUGACUCCAACCACGCGGAUCAUGAUGGCGGGAAUUGUUGGGAUCUACACCGUUCCAAUGAUAUACUUACAUGGCAGGCUGUAUACCGCAGUGGAAACGAAAGAUGAGGAAUUUAUGACAACCUGGCUGCAAAUUCAAUCUGUCCUCCUCAUAUUCCGUGGCAUCGGCUACUCGACCACCCAACCGGCACUCCUCCUCCCCGAAUUGGUUCAAGUUUGGAUGGUUCACUCUUACCAGCAGCAGUUGAUAAUCACAAAGCUGCAACAAAUCCGGACAAGCUCCUCUCCCGUUCCGAAGCAGAAGGUUCUUGCAUACAAUCCAUAUGGGGUAGGCGCAGAAUUGUGGAAUAAUCGUGUGAAAUAUGAUUAAGAUGUCCCGUUUUUCUUUCACUAUUUGGCCAGUUCAAUUAAUUAAUUUAUGCGUGUUCUUCAUUUUGUGGCACUCUUUUCUUUUGAAAAAUUCGAUCUGUAGGGGUAAGCAUUGUCUGGUAUGGAAUAUAAUUUGUUUGAGCUGUAGUAAAUUGUGUUUAA